CUUUGCAAUUCUUCCAAGAUGGCGCGCGUUGUCCUCCUCGGAACCUGCGAUACCAAGCUCGAUGAGCUUUUGUUCCUGCGCGAUGUCAUUCGCGAGGCCAAUGUUGAGGUCAUGCUGAUUGACGUGGGUCGCUCCGUGAUGAACCACGAGUCCAUCACGGUAUCCCAAGCGGAUCUGUUGAGAAGAUAUGGCGGCGGCAAGAACGUUACCGAGGAAGAGCGGGGAGAUGUUAUCAAGACUAUGGCAGACUGUGCAACGAAGGCAGUCAAGUCUCUUCAUGAUGAGAGCUUUAUCCAGGGCAUCAUCGCAGCAGGUGGCUCAGGAGGCACUUCAAUUGCAGCUACAGUCAUGAGAGAUGCGCUGCCAGUUGGUUUCCCAAAGCUGAUCGUUUCGACAAUCGCGAGCGGCGACACUGGGCCGAUAGUGGGCGAGACAGAUAUAUCACUUAUGUACUCUGUGGUAGACGUCGCCGGCCUGAAUGAGGUCCUGAGGAGUGUCCUUAGCAAUGCAGGAACAGCGAUAGCCGGCAUGGCCCUCGGACAGUCUCGAAGAAGCCGGCAAACAAAUUCUUCCACGAAGAAACGAGUCGGCAUUACCAUGUUUGGUGUUACUACACCUGCAGUGGACGAAAUCCGAAAACAUCUUGAGUCAAAAUAUGAUGUCGAGACUUUCGUAUUUCAUGCAACGGGUCACGGUGGCAAGGCUAUGGAGCGAUUGAUCAACGAGGGCCGGAUCGAUGCUGUGCUCGACCUGACAACGACUGAAAUAUGCGACCAUGUCACUGGCGGUGUGAUGAGCGCUGGACCACAGCGACUCGAGGCCGCUGCUGCAGCUGGCAUACCCAACAUUAUCUCCCUGGGCGCAACGGACAUGACCAACUUUGGCCCCUUGAACACCGUACCAGAGCGUUACAAGGACCGCAAGUUGUACGAACAUAAUCCAGUCGUAACCCUCAUGCGUACAUCGCAAGAGGAAGCCACUGAAGUGGGCGAGUUCAUCGUAUCGAAGCUGAAAAAUCACACGAAGGAUCCGAAUGCUGUCCAAGUGUGGUUGCCAAAGGGUGGGACAAGCAUGAUUGCAACUCCAGACGGGCCUUUCGCAGAUCAAGAAGCAGACGCAAAACUCUUCCAUACCAUCAAAGACGGGCUCGCAGAUAGCGGUAUCGAGGUCGUGGAGGAUGAUAGGGCGGUGAAUGAUGCAGGCUUUGCGCGCGACAUAGCAGAAGCUCUGGCUGCGAAGCUUAUGCCAAGUCCAAAAUCGGACGGUUGACCGUUUCAUGAGGCCAUAACACGAGCCCUUUGGUUGCCUAGCUUGGUGGGUCCAAUAUAGAAACUGCGCCUUCAGGCCUGCUGCAGGUCAUUUUAAGUCACAGUCUGAUUGGCUGGGCGGUACCCGGCGAGGCCUGCGCCGCCUAGCUCCGACGCUACAACACCACUGAAAGAACUCACGAUCCCACCCUCAUCUUUGAAAGUGGUUACUGUUCUCCCCUCCGAAGUCACUCCUUCUACAUUUCGACAUGUUGGCACGCUCGGGCGUCCUGUCACUCGCUUUUACUCUUCUCACCGGCCAUGCAGCGGCUA
Messenger RNA from Macroventuria anomochaeta, 1580 nucleotides. RefSeq lists its product as uncharacterized. The coding region runs from base 19 to 1269 and encodes 416 amino acids. Lineage: Eukaryota; Fungi; Ascomycota; Dothideomycetes; Pleosporales; Didymellaceae. The transcript has a single exon. The record is from RefSeq and is a predicted model, not a curated record.